Molecule: messenger RNA, 2014 nt
Organism: Phalaenopsis equestris
Lineage: Eukaryota; Viridiplantae; Streptophyta; Magnoliopsida; Asparagales; Orchidaceae
Product: AP2-like ethylene-responsive transcription factor TOE3
Biological process (GO): regulation of DNA-templated transcription
Molecular function (GO): DNA-binding transcription factor activity; DNA binding
Source: RefSeq, a predicted model, not a curated record
CGCAUAGAUUAUCCUUUUCGAUUUGGUUAACGUGGGAAGAGGAACUUUAUAUGCCCACCUCUUCAUCUUCUUCUUCAAUCAUCUCUGUCUCCUCUCUGCCACCAUUAUAAGAGGAAAGCAGAGCAGGGGAGAGUGGGGACGAAGGUUGGUUCUUGAAGAAGGAAAGGAUAACGGUAGAGAUAAAGGCGGAGAAGAUCUCUUCCUCCUGUUUCGCUCGCUGCUGGUAUAUAGGAUUUCUCUUUUGAGAUUUUUCGCCCUGGUUCAGGAGGGAAAGGGGAGAAAGGAGGAAGCUUGCCCACGAGUUUUGGCUGAAGAAGACGGCCGGCUUUUUGUCUGUGAAGUUCGCCGGAGGGAAAAAAAGAUUGGAUUUUUAUUACUGAAUUGGUGAGAGAUGUGGGAUUUAAAUGGUUCGCCGGAAGAGGUGAAAGCUGUGAUAUCUCAAGUGGAGGAGAUCUCUUCAGGCGGAUCGGGGUCUGCUGAAAACUCCAGCUCCUCCACCGUGGUGAUAGAGCACUCGAACGGUGGUGCCGGCUUCGAGGACUUCUUUGGCCUAGAGGAAAGUUACUCAAGCGAGCCUGUAGUAACCCACCAGUUCUUCCCGAUCGGAGAACGGCAGCCGGAGAUACCAUUCCUUUCUUUAACUGCCGGCGGUGUGCCGGCCGAGAAGAACAACUGGUUCGGAUUGAAACUUUCGGAGCCGGCCAUGGCCGGCGGCGUUGUGAAGACCAUGAUGGUCUCACAGCCAAUAAAGAAGAGCAGGCGGGGCCCAAGGUCACGGAGCUCACAGUACCGUGGUGUUACCUUCUACCGGAGAACCGGCCGUUGGGAAUCCCACAUCUGGGAUUGUGGCAAACAAGUUUAUUUAGGAGGAUUCGACACAGCUCAUGCUGCUGCAAGAGCAUAUGACAGAGCAGCCAUUAAGUUUCGAGGUACUGAAGCCGACAUAAACUUUACCCUGAGUGACUAUGAGGAUGAACUGAAGCAGAUGGGCGAUCUGACAAAAGAGGAAUUUGUUCAUCUUCUUCGAAGGCAAAGUACAGGAUUUCCAAGAGGAAGCUCCAAGUUUAGGGGAGUUACUCUCCACAAAUGUGGGAGAUGGGAGGCCAGAAUAGGCCAGCUCUUAGGCAAGAAAUAUGUCUAUCUGGGCUUAUUUGAUACAGAAGUUGAAGCUGCUAGGGCUUAUGAUAAAGCUGCAAUCAAGCUCAAUGGGAGGGAUGCAUUGACCAAUUUCGAUCCAAGAAUAUACGAAGAAGAGCUCAAGUCUGAAGAUGUGGAAGCUGAACAUAAUUUGGAUCUAACUUUGGGGGGCUUCGGCUCGAAAAGGAGUCGCCUUGAACCGAUUGAAGAUGACGGGCUGAUGGUCAUGGAUCAGAGGAUUCCAAUGAAUUAUGAAUCUGAAUGGAUCAGAAACACUAGUGCCAAGUAUGAUGGAAAGCCUAAAUUGCCUGAAGAAGAACAGUAUGGAACCAAUCAUCAUCCCCUAAGCAGCGUAUAUGUUAAAAAUCCAGUUUUUCAGGCUAAUCGGCUCGAAAUCAAUGGCCAUCAGCAAUUUCCAAGCAGCAGCCAUGGAAUUAGAAGUAGAGAUGGAGGUUUAGGAAGAUUCUCUCUAUCUGUUGGCGGCGGAGAGCAGCCUCGAAGGCCGCCCGUUUCUGUAACCGGCGGCGGAAUCCAGUGGCCGGCAGCUGCUGCUUUCACUGCAAGUAGCUCUCCUUAUCUGCUUUCCGCCGCUGGAGCAGCAUCAUCAGGAUUCUCUUAUCAGACUGUGAGGCCUCAACCCAAGAAAAUAGUGAGGAACUGAAGAACUAUGAAUCAAAUUAUGGAGUUUUUUUUUUCUUUAGUUUUUUUAUGAAAAGAAUAACUUGUUCAUGGUUCCUCUGUGAUGGGUUAGAGUUGCUUUGAUCAGUUUUAGUAGUUAAUUCAAGCACAAAUAAGGCUUGGAUUUUUCCUUGCACUUGAUAGGAUCAUGUGUUUGUGCAAGAUGAAAUGUUGAAGCUAAGUGCAAAAUUUUAUUCUA